Molecule: messenger RNA, 331 nt
Organism: Mucor mucedo
Lineage: Eukaryota; Fungi; Mucoromycota; Mucoromycetes; Mucorales; Mucoraceae
Exons: 1
Source: RefSeq, a predicted model, not a curated record
CAAUGAGAUUAUUUACCGUCACUACCCUGUUACUCAUCGCCCUAUUUUACAACGUUACCGAAGCAAGACCCGGAACCAUUGUACAGGAGACUGGAUCUGGUAAAAUGACAAGCAACGUGUCUGGUUCUGGAAGUAUUGCCUCCUCAACUUCUGAAACAAGUACUACGGUUACUGAUGAAGAUGGGAAUACUACUGUAAGUGAACAUUCUAUAACUACCAACUGUGGCACAUGCCAUGGGAAGAUAAAAAAAAAUCUUCACUACACAGUCUCAUUAACAAGCUUCUUAUUUCUAUCAUAUCUACAUAAAUAAACAUACAAUUUCCAUUUCAU